AUGAUUGGACAAUCCACUCGACGAUGGCUUCAGCUGUCUUUCCUUCUUAUGGCUGGCACCGCUUCAGCAGGAUCCCUCAAGUUAACCGACUUUGAGUCCAUCGGCGACAAGUCAUUCCCGUCAACCUGUGUUGCAGCAUACGAUACGCCGCUCUCAGACUGUACCCCCGAUGACUUUACUGGUGGCAAGGCAUGUAGUGCUGCGUGCAAAGACUCAGUGCAACAAAUCCAGGGCCUCAUCAUGGCCUCGUGUGGUGACGUCUCAGCCGAUUCGGAAUCUCUUCUUAGCCGUGGCCAGAAGGGCAACCUCGUCGCUGUUCUCUGCCGAAACGCCGACGAGUCUCAAUCCCAAUCUGAAGCUCAAUCACAAGCACAGUCUGAAUCUAAGUCUGAGCCCCAGUCUGUCUCCGAGACCGAAACUCAAGCUCCAGCCACAACGACGACAGGAUCAGCGUCUGCUACCAAGGUCCACAAGAACAUCCUCAUCGAGACGAGUGUUUCUACCACUACGACUUCAAAGGAAAGCCUGAACGGGGCCCCCUUGUCCGACGUGGACGAAAACCUCGCCACCAAGAGCACUGUUCUUGCCAUCGACACUGAACAGCCUACAGGCUCUCUGCCUCUUCCCAAAGCUCCCACCCAGGUGUUCACCUCAGUGACACGAUCGAGCGCUCCCAGCCAGACGGCCGAGGCAGCCAUCGAGGAGCCAACUCCUACGCCCACGACCGCGGGCGGAGCUGUCCACGCUCCCAGCUUCAACUUUAUGUGUGCAUCUUUCGCCAUGUCCGCACUCAUGUACAUGGUCGUCAACUAA
This is a messenger RNA of Fusarium pseudograminearum CS3096, 813 nucleotides long. RefSeq lists its product as uncharacterized. Bases 1 to 813 code for a protein of 270 amino acids. The transcript has a single exon. NCBI's taxonomy places the organism in Eukaryota, Fungi, Ascomycota, Sordariomycetes, Hypocreales, Nectriaceae. The record is from RefSeq and is a predicted model, not a curated record.